AUGGUGAUGCCUCCAUCCCCGUCAUUUUUGUGGAGAGGCAGCGGUUACCUGGCCGGGGGUGGCCCUAAUGGGAAACAUUCUGGACCUGUCCCACAGGAUCGUGUCGCUGUGCCGGGUGCCCUGUGUUUCAGGUACCUCUUCCUCCUGGCGGGAGGGGGCGCACUGGCCGUGGCCGCCAUGGGUGCUUUCGCUGUGCUGGUCUUCGUCCCGGCUCUGGGCGCCGUGGUCCUGAUCCACUCGCUCGGCCCCCGGCACGUCCACAGGCCGACCUUCCUCUUUCAGAUGAGCUGGCAGACGCUGUGCCAUCUGGGACUGCACUACACGGAGUAUUAUCUGCAAGAAUCUCCUUCCACAAGGUUCUGCAUCACUCUUUCUUCCCUCAUGCUCUUGACCCAGAGGGUCACAUCCCUCUCCCUGGACAUUUUUGAGGGCAAAGUGGAGGUGGCAUCGGAAGCUAUAGGAAGCGAGAGUUCUCUGCCUAAGCGUCUGUGGAAGGCACUGCCCUAUUGCAGCUACUUGCUCUUUUUCCCUGCUCUCCUUGGAGGCCCUCUGUGUUCCUUCCAGAGAUUUCAGUCUCGUGUUCAAGGGCCCAGCAGUUGGGAUCCCAGGCACUCUCUCUGGGCUCUGACCUGGCAGGGGCUGCAGAUUCUGGGACUAGAGUGUCUGAAGGUGGUCAUGAGGUGGGCGGUGAGCGUAGGGGCUGGAUUGACUGAUUGUCGGCACCUGCAAUGCGUCUAUAUCAUGUGGUCCAUGGCUGGGCUCUUCAAACUCACCUACUAUUCCCACUGGAUCCUGGAUGAGUCCCUCCUCCAAGCAGCGGGCUUUGGUUCUGGGUUUGGUGGGAGCACCGGUGAGGAAAGUUUUGUCCCUGAUGCAGACAUUUGGAUGCUGGAAACCACCCACAAGCUAUCCCUAUUCACCAGAAAGUGGAACCAGAGCACAGCACAGUGGCUCCGGCGCCUCGUUUUCCAGCAGGGCAGGACCUGGCCCUUGCUGCAGACAUUCGUCUUCUCCGCCUGGUGGCACGGACUCCACCCAGGGCAAGUGUUUGGUUUCCUCUGCUGGGCUGUGAUGGUGAAAGCCGAUUACCUGAUCCACACCUUUGCCAAGGUAUCCAUCAGGUCCCAGCUGAUGUGGCUGCUCUACAGAACUCUCACCUGGGCCCACACACAGCUCAUCAUUGCCUACAUAAUACUGGCUGUGGAGGCCAGGAGUCUCUCCUCUCUCUGGCUGCUGUGUAAUUCUUACAACAGUGUCUUCCCCAUGGUGUACUGUAUUUUGUUUUUUCUAUUAGCAAAGAGAAAGCAUAAAUGUAACUGACAUCUUUCCCCAGCCUUCACCUUAUACACCUAUUGAAACAGACUUUAGAAAGUGCCAGAUGAGGAGUUCCUGUCAUGUGCAGCAGAAACGAAUCCGACUAGGAACCAUGAGGUUGAGGGUUCGAUCCCUGGCCUUGCUCAGUGGGUUAAGGAUCCAGUGUUGCCGUGAGCUGUGGUGUAGGUCACAGAUGUGGCUCGGAUCUGGCGUUGCUCUGGCUCUGGUGUAGGCUGGUGGCUACAGCUCCGAUUCAACUCCUAGCCUGGGAACCUCCAUAUGCCGUGGGUAUGGCCCUAAAAGGACAAAAAGACAGACACACAUACACACAAAAAAGAAAGUGCUAGAUGGUGCCUUGAAGAUGCAUGUGCUUGAGCCUUUCCACAAUAAAAGUGUUUAAGUAUUGAAUGUCAGAGUUACCGUCACGGCUCAGUGGUUAAAGGAUCCGACUUGGAACCAAGAAGUUAAGGGUUCGAUACCUGGCCUCGAUCAGUGGGUUAAGGAUACAGCGUUGCCAUGAGCUGUGGUGUAGGUCACAGACGCAGCCAGCAGCAACAGCUCUGAUUAGACCCUAGCCUGAGAACCUCCAUAUGCCCUGGGAGGGGCCCUAGAAAAGGCAAAAAGACAAAAAUAAAUAAAUAAAUAAAUAAAAGUAUUGAAUGUCUAUA
Molecule: messenger RNA, 1982 nt
Organism: Phacochoerus africanus (Common warthog)
Lineage: Eukaryota; Metazoa; Chordata; Mammalia; Artiodactyla; Suidae
Gene: MBOAT4
Product: membrane bound O-acyltransferase domain containing 4
Exons: 3
Coding region: 1-1320 (439 amino acids)
Biological process (GO): peptidyl-serine octanoylation; lipid modification
Cellular component (GO): endoplasmic reticulum membrane
Molecular function (GO): serine O-acyltransferase activity
Source: RefSeq, a predicted model, not a curated record